AUGGGCAUUCUCGACUUUUUCACGAACUUCAGUCCGCUGAGUUCGGCCAUCGACAUUGUCUGUAUUGAACAGCCAGAUGGUACCCUUCGCGCUUCUCCGUUCCAUGUCCAAAUUGGCUUCGCGACUUCGACCCGGCCUGCCGGUCGGACCGUCAACAUCAAUGUCAAUGGCGAAAGAACGGAAGUGACGAUGAAGCUCGGACGUGGAGGCGACGCAUUUUUUGUAAACAUCGAUGAAGAUGGCAUAAUUUCACCACCAGAAACGCCUAAAAAGGGAUUCCACCACCAUCACGCUAGAAGGAGGAAAAAUAGCAACUCGGAACCUGUUUUUGAUCCGGCAUCAGCGUUGUCUGAUUCCGAGAUCGAAUGUACAAGUCGCCCAAAUAUACAGGGAUAUUUAUCCGACCCAGAAAUCGAGUUCGGUUCAUCCGCCCUGCGACCUCCUCCGACACCAAGCCACGUUAAAGUUUGGAAGUGGGGCCAGUUGCCAGUGGAAGAGUCCAUCUCAUCGACAAGCAAUAAGUCUGAGCACUCGUACAAAAGCGCGACGUCAAGAGAGUUCGAAGUACGCACAUCAAACAGCGACCCGGUAAUUAGUAGCGUGCCUGAGCCAUCCUCUGGACCAAGCGAGAAUAUCGAGCAACCAUCUGGCUAUGAUGCUGAUUCGAUGAUCGAUUCCACGGACGAUGAAGAGGAAGAUGACGAAGAUAGUAAUACAGAGACGGAGCCCUUCUUCGGCUGCGGCGUUCAAAUUUCUCUUUGCGGAGGCCCGGGAGUCCCAGAAGACAAAAUAACAGCGGAGCAGUUCGAUCGCUACCGAGUUAGCUGGGAGACCUACUCGAAAGAUCCAAGAAGCAUCAUCGAGAAUCCCAGACUCGUCAUUCGCGAAAACGAUCGAUACAUGAAUUUCCUUACAGUGGCAUCCAUUCUCGUGGCCAGAAUCUUCUUCGAAAGUGAUUUGGACCAAGAAACAAUACAGAAACUAAAAACUCCAGCGAGACGCCCAUGGUUCUUCGGCUUCGGCAAAAGCAAGCAGAACAGCAGAUCUUCGAUAGCAAACAAUAAUGAAAAUAACUCGUUAGAUGACUCGUUAAAUGAGGAGAAUAGUACAUCACCAACGAAGCCGAAUACAUUCGACAGAUUCAAAGGAAAAACACUGACAUUAGAGCACGAAGAUUUGGUCAAAUUAAAUCUCAAACCUGGAAGAAACAAAGUGGAGUUUAUUGUCUGCUCAAAAAUGCAAGGCCUUGGGUAUGCGGAAGCGAGCAUUUACUUAUGGCACCAUACUGACAAAAUUAUUGUUUCUGAUAUUGACGGAACAAUAACCAAAAGUGAUGUGGUAGGCCAAGUCUCAAACAUUAUUCACGUCGAGUACUCGCACGCCGGGAUCCACCAAUUGUACCAGAACAUUGCCAGAAAUAACUACAAAUUCAUGUAUGUAAGCUCGCGGGCCAUCAGCCAAAGUCACAUGACAAAGACCUAUAUCAAUUGGUCAGAAAAAGACGGAAAAUAUCUACCAAAGGGGCCUGUUUUGUUAAAUCCUUCAUCACUGGUUUCGGCCUUGCUGCGCGAAGUAUGGACUCGUAAUCCAGAAGAGUUCAAAAUCGAUUGCCUCACUGGAAUCAGAAACUUAUUCCCUGAGUUUUACCCGACGCCGUUCUACGCCGGCUUCGGGAACAAAAUGACAGAUGAGACUUCCUAUCUACACGUUGAAAUCCCAAAAAAGAGGAUAUUCACAAUCAGUAAAAAAGGCGUCGUCAAAAACUCUGAUCCUUCGCUCCAAAAGAUAUUCAAGACAAAUUAUAGCUCCAUGGCGGAAAUCGUUGACUUCUUCUUUCCCCAGAGAAGUAUGACUACUUCGACAUCUUCUCUUCAACACUUAGAGAACAAGUUCUGGCGAGAUGACCUCCCGGACAUUGACUUUUGUGAAGAAGUUUUCACGGGCAAAGACGAAACAGAAGAAAGUAAUGAAAGGGAAAGAGAAGAAAACUCAACCCGAAGAGUCCGCUCAUACUUUGACUCCCCAGCAACCAACGAGAAAAAUGAAUCCGCGCCCGUCGAAAAUCCAGUACAAGAGCCUGAGCCUACUCAAUAA
This is a messenger RNA of Oikopleura dioica, 2094 nucleotides long. Lineage: Eukaryota; Metazoa; Chordata; Appendicularia; Copelata; Oikopleuridae. The record is from the annotation of a GenBank genome assembly.